Molecule: messenger RNA, 271 nt
Organism: Staurois parvus
Lineage: Eukaryota; Metazoa; Chordata; Amphibia; Anura; Ranidae
Source: the annotation of a GenBank genome assembly
CUGAUAGGCGGCACUGACUGGCACUGAUUGGCAGCACUGAUAGGUGGCACUGGACUGGCACUGAAAGGCAGCUGAGAUGGGCACUGAUAUGUGGCACAGAUGAGCACUGGCAGGAGGCAUGGAUGAGCACUGAGAGCUGGCACUGAUGGACACUGACAGGUGGCGCUGCUGGGGCUACACAGAUCAUCAUCAGGGCACGCUGAUCAUCAGUGCUCUGAUGAUCUGUCUGUCACUGUUUACAUGUGAUCAGCUGUGAUUGGACACAGCUGAU